CCGAGUCUCCUAGUCUAAGGUAGUCUGAGUGGAGAAAGUAAUGAAGAUGGAAGGAGCUGAUGUUGAUGAAUUAUUGAGGAGAUUUAUUGAGUAGCGAAGUGAUAUCCUUUUACUUGUCUUGUUGGAACGACAGAGGACAGCGACACCAGGAAAUUGACAAGAUAGCAUGCCCGUUGAGGUGACGCCACUGCAGAUGAGGGAACAUGUUGGCGAUGGACCAAGGAGUGGUGGAGGAAUGGCUGUCAGAAUAUAAGACCCUCCCUGACAAUGCUGUGUCCAAUUAUGCUGCAUCACUAAAAGACAAAGGUGCCUUGGUCCCUGCACUCUACAAGGUCAUGCGAGAGAACUACAGCGAUUUGCUGGAGCCAGUGUGUCACCAGUUGUUUGAGUUUUACCGGAGCGGAGAGCCGCAGCUGCAACGCUUCACACUGCAGUUUCUGCCAGAGCUCCUGUGGAGCCUCCUGUCCGUCAGCGCAGCCAGAGACCCCCACACGUCCGGCUGCAUCGAGGCCCUGCUGCUGGGCAUUUACAACCUGGAAAUAGUUGAUAAGGAUGGACAAAGUAAAAUAUUAUCUUUUACUGUCCCUUCCCUCUCCAAACCCUCAGUGUACCAUGAGCCUUCAGCCAUUGGCUCCAUUGCCCUCACAGAAGGGGCUUUAGCCAACCACGGGCUGAGCAGGGUGGUGUACAGCGGGCCACACCUCCAGAGAGAGAACUUCACCGCACAGAACAGAUUUGAGGUGCUGACCUUCCUGCUGCUGUGCUACAACGCUGCUCUUAGCUACAUGACCGCCACCUCCCUCCAGUCCCUCUGCCAGCUCAGCUCCAGGGUUUGUAUAUGUGGUUACCCACGGCAACAGCUUCGGCGCUACAAAGGCAUUAGCACGCGUCUGACAGUCACGUCAGAGUUCCUGGUUCAGCUCAUCACAGGGAUACACUACGCCUUGUGUAGUGGGGAGGUUGACCUUGGAUCCAAAGCACUGGAUGACGUUCUGUAUCGGGCCCAGCUAGAGUUACUGCCUGAAGCUCUGUUGGUGGGCAAUGCCAUCAAGUCGUCACUGCACGGCGCUGCACUUAAAAGCAACAACAAGGAGGGGGCACGCAGUAUCCAGGUGGAGAUCACGCCCACCUCCUCCAGGAUCUCCCGAAAUGCUGUCACCUCCCUCUCUAUCAGGGGACACCGCUGGAAGAGACACGACGCAGUGGAUCUGGGUUCCCCGGAUGAGCUGAUGGAUAUUUCGGAGGUGGAUGAAGGGGUGUGGCCAGGCGGGAUGGGGCCGGACAUGACCCCCCCCACCAUCACUAUUAGCAACAGUGUCACCACGUUGAAUCUGGGAGCCAAGGCCAUGAAGAAGUGUCGGCUGGGCGGGCGCAACAGCAAGGACAAGGAGGCAGGCUCUCUGACAACGGGCCGGGCCAACAGCGAGAAUGCAGAGCUGUCCUUCAAGCGACUGACGCUCACUUCCAGCCAAUCGGUGCCCAAGGCAGGAGCUCUCACCAGCCUGACCCGCACCGCCAGCGCCGUUUUCUCCCGCUCCUUCGAGCAGGUGGCCGUCGGCAACGCCCCCCCCGUCAGCAACCACACCGCCUCUGAAGUCGGCCGCUAUUCAUGCAGCCUGCAGGAGGAUGGGCUGGGGUACUUGAGUCCGGCGCCAAACCACACGCAGCGCUCUCCUAGCAUCAGCGUGCACCUUGGCUCUGACCUUUGAACCCUUAGUGACUCCUGACUACCUGAUCCCUCUCAAUCCGGUGACCCUGUACCUGUGAACAGGAACUCCAAGCCAUGCCAACUCCCAUUAGACCACAAAAGCAUUUAAACACUCCCACUGGGUGUCUUGUCACUCCAUUUUGAUGUCUUCGGUUCUCUGUGUCUCCAGAGCAGCCUGCCGCCGUGCUCCUCUCCUGAUGAAGGCGGGGGGUCAGAGAUAUCACUUCCUGCUUGACUGAUUUUUAGCAGUGCAUUGUUGCUGUGAAAUCAUGCCAGGACAAAACCGCACUCCGUCACAGAGCAGUCUGUCUGGGUGCACUUAAAACAUAUACACAACUAAAAACUGCGGAAAAGUAUCUGGAAAAUAUUUUAAUCGGCAUUUGUUGCCCUGCAUGGCUUUUCCAUACGUCCAUCCUGAUAUUGCCCAGGUUGGUCGGAGGGCAAAUGUUAAGUAUGUGUGAGUAUGUUUGAGUGUGUGUACUGUAUGUGUGUGUAUGUUCAAUUUUUAGAAUAAAGGCUGCUGAUUGAUAAAAUGAACAAGGUAUGAUUCUCCGAGAUGAAACACAUUUUUCUAUUUUUUUCAAAUAACAGAUCCUUUUCCAUAGCAAUAUAAAUCUGUGUUUUUCAUCUUUUGGGACAAUUACACAACCUCUCUUCAUUCUCACUUCUUUUGUAAACAUCUACAACAGUGUUCCUUUUUAAAGAUAAUCUGCAUUCUUCCUUAAAAUGUCAGAAGAAAUGACCACUAAAUAAUCAAACAGUAUGAUACGAUUUGGGUUUUAAUGUUUACAAUCGCACAGUAUUGUCAUCAUAAUGGAGAAGCAAUAUUUGUGUCCUUCCCUCCCACUCCUCUAGCACCUUCUUGAAUAGCUGUUAAUUCAAUGGCAGAAAAAUCCAACUUCUAACAAAUGACGAAGAUGAUUUGAUGUGUAUGAUUUGUGAAGUAUUGAAAUUUUCAACUUUGGUAUUUUCUUAUGAUGAACAAAAGAGGUUUGACUCUCAACUGUGGUAUUUUCCUGUGAGAGAGAUGUGCUUUGUUGCUCCGUAUAUAUUUCUACCACCAAGACAUGAAGUCCACCUACAUGCACAAAGAUAAAAUAAUCCGAUGCCCCUGACUGAAGAUGUUUAAAACUCGACCAAAACUGUAACUGAACCUACUCCUGUGUGUUCUGCAGUGGGAAGGUGUGUGUGGGCAACAAGGCAUCUUUCCUCUUCUCUGAUCCACCCACCAUUCCAGCUGUUAGUAGUUAUUUGGUGAUGUGUUUCCUGUGUCCCUCCAUCAUCAUCCCUUCACAAGAAAUGGUGAUAUCUUGUACCAAUAAUGUAAUUAAACUCCACCCAUUUGUUACCUUUGAUGUCCUAAAUUGAGCUGCGCCUCCCUCAAGCAAUAUGUGUUCUGUCGUCUGUGUACUAGAGCUGUCCAUAGCUUUGGGGGGACAUUAACAAUCAUAUUGUUUCUGUGUGUGGGUUUACAGGAUGUUAAUGGGUGAGCUCUUGUUGUACAUCAUACUGUUGUACUGAAGUUGGUUAAAAUUGGCCUUUCUAUGUCUGAAUAUAACUCACUGCUACAUCUUCUGGGAAUAAAGUGUUUCUAUAUUUCA
This is a messenger RNA of Trematomus bernacchii (emerald rockcod), 3309 nucleotides long. RefSeq names its product family with sequence similarity 126 member A (gene hycc1). The record is from RefSeq and is a predicted model, not a curated record. Gene Ontology annotation, cellular component: plasma membrane. The transcript has 11 exons. Gene Ontology annotation, biological process: protein localization to plasma membrane; phosphatidylinositol phosphate biosynthetic process. Lineage: Eukaryota; Metazoa; Chordata; Actinopteri; Perciformes; Nototheniidae. Bases 204 to 1709 code for a protein of 501 amino acids.